Molecule: messenger RNA, 1240 nt
Organism: Ruditapes philippinarum (Manila clam)
Lineage: Eukaryota; Metazoa; Mollusca; Bivalvia; Venerida; Veneridae
Product: glutamate receptor ionotropic, kainate glr-3-like
Exons: 6
Biological process (GO): monoatomic ion transport
Cellular component (GO): membrane
Molecular function (GO): signaling receptor activity; ligand-gated monoatomic ion channel activity
Source: RefSeq, a predicted model, not a curated record
GAAGUUGACAUUGUGGCGGCACCCAUUACCCGACAAGCGCAAAGAAGCCCUGCUAUGGAUUUCAGCUAUUCCUAUUUUUAUGAAUAUACAACUGUUCUAAUUAAGAAACCCGACGUUAACGCAGGAAAAUGGAAAACAUUGAUAGAUCCAUUACGUUGGGAAGUGUUGGGGACAGUAGGGUUAUUAUUGAUUACUGUCACAUUUCUAGUGUAUAUACUAGAGAAAAAUAACCCAUUUUAUAGCAAUCCCCAAAACGCGCAAAUGAGAAUAGCUCAAGGCGGUCUUCACGAAAUACAUAGUUCAUUCUGGUAUGUGUUCGGAGCAUUACUUUGUCAAGGUGGUGUUCAUCUCCCAUUGUCAACAUCUGGUAGAACAUUGAUAAGUUGUUGGUGGUUAACUUGUAUUAUCAUUGUGGGAACAUACUGCGGCAACCUUAUUGCAUUCCUUACGAUAACAAAAGAACAGCCUCCUUUUAACACAAUAGCGGAGAUGCUUGAACUCAAAGGCACUUACAAAUGGGGAACCGUUGGCGGCACUAACUGGGAAAUGGUAUUUCCGACCUCGAGCAAUCCUACAUUCAAAGAAGUUGGCGAAGCAUUUCUUGAAUUCAACAAAGCAGACCCUACUAUUCUACAUCAAGUUCCAGAGUUCCAUAUAAACCGUGUACUUAACGACAAUAACUAUGCCUGGAUAGGUGACAAAACCUACAUGGAAAUUUACAUGGCUAGAGAAUGCAGCCUUCUUUCAAUAAAGGAAGAGUUUAUGCCGAUGAUCUAUGUUUUUGGCUUUACGAAGAAUUCGCCACAUACCGCCAUUUUCUCAGAGCAAAUGCUGAAAAUACACGAAGGUGGAUUGUUCCAAAUUUGGAAAAGGAAAUGGUGGCCCAAAUCAAAUUUUUGCGAGGGAAAUCAAAUUCCAGAAGCAAAGCCGAUUUCUUUAAUGGAUGUGCAAAGUGCCUUUUAUGUAUGCGUAAUCGGAAUUUUCGUAGGUUUUGUCGCCUUUACUAUCGAACUUGUUGUGCAUAAAUAUAGACCACAUACUACAUCAACCAAUGCAGCAUCAAAUGAAGAUUUACCCAACUCGAGUGAUGAUGGCAAAACUAAUCACAAAUAAGAGGAAGCUGUAGGUGAUAAAUGAUUCGUCGAUCUGGUUUUAUUUUCAGUAUUAGAAAUCUUGCUCAAUCAAUACAAAAACCCAAUUUCGGAAAAAGUUUAUGUGUAACUUAAAUGCUCAUUCUUAA